Achroia grisella is the source of this 1295-nucleotide messenger RNA. RefSeq names its product replication initiator 1-like. Gene Ontology annotation, molecular function: RNA polymerase II cis-regulatory region sequence-specific DNA binding; DNA-binding transcription activator activity, RNA polymerase II-specific; zinc ion binding. The transcript has 5 exons. Lineage: Eukaryota; Metazoa; Arthropoda; Insecta; Lepidoptera; Pyralidae. The record is from RefSeq and is a predicted model, not a curated record. Gene Ontology annotation, biological process: regulation of transcription by RNA polymerase II. Gene Ontology annotation, cellular component: nucleus. The coding region runs from base 69 to 1175 and encodes 368 amino acids.
UUUAAAAAUUGCUACACAAGUAAAGUAGCAUUACAAUUUAAAUUCUCAACUUUACGAAUCCCAUUUACAUGGAGAACAGUUUUAAUAGAAAUAUAUGUAGAAUAUGUUUUCAAGAGCAAACUACAUUAUUUCCCUUGUUUAUAGAACGAAGAGAUUCAUCGUGCCGGUCUUGGUCACCUUACCACCAACUUGUGAAUAGAACUGAAUUAAAAAUAGCCGUCGACGAUGGCGGGCCGACUUCUAUAUGUGUACAGUGUUUAACAGACCUCGAAACUACUGUGAAUUUUCUAGAAAAAUGCGAGAAAUCGAAUGAAAUACUCGCUUCCCUAUACAGUUCGUGUGCAAGGCCUUUUGAGUCCAAAAUAGUCGUUAAAGAUGUGAUGGACGGUAACGAGAACUGUUCAGAGACUGGAAAUUAUAAGAAUUCGGAUCAAAACCAAUGUGGAGUGGAUGCUGAGAGGAGUAAGAGUGCUAGUGCUGAGGAAGUGGUGGACAGUACGAGUCGGUGCCCCGAAUGCGGGUCGGGGCGUCGGUGCCAGCACUGGACACCACCAGCCACACACAGAUGUCCACUCUGUCACAAAGAGUUCACUAGGAAAUUCAACUUUAAACUGCACCUCAAGCGUCACAGUGGUGAGCGAGAGUUCCCGUGCGCGUCGUGCGGGCGGCGGCAGGUGACGCGGUGCCUGGCGGCGCGGCACUGCCGCCCGCGGCCGCGCCGCGCCUGCCCGCAGCCCGGCUGUCUCAAGACCUUCACCACCAACACCAACCUCCGGACUCACCUCACCACACACACCGGUGAAAGACCACAUGCGUGUGUUGAGUGUGGGAAAACUUUUACAUCUAAAAAUACACUCAAUGACCAUAAGAGGAUCCAUACAGGCGUGAAGCCGUACAUGUGUGCGGAGUGCGGCGCUCGCUUCGCCACCAACAAGCUGGCGGCGCACCUCCGCUCGCACCGGCGGGGCCCCGCGGACCGCGGGGUGUGUGCCCCGGGCGCCCCGGGUGCCCCGGGUGCCCCGCGUGCCGCCGGUGCCCCGCAGCCCGGGGCGGCCCCGCACGCGUGCCGGGCGUGCCCCGCACGCUACCGACACUCACAGUCGCUCAACAAGCACGUACGACGACACCAUCAGAAUAUAGCUGAAUCAAAACCUUUGCUGGAAAAGCAUCAAUGAAGACUCACAAUUAUAAGACAUCCAGCUCAAACGAACUUUAGUGUUCGGUGACUCGCGACGAAUAAUUUUUUUAUCGCUCAGGUCUAGUCAGGGGCUGUUCAAGUAUUACGUAAGCACUAU